CAAUAAUUAUUUCAUUUUCAACUUAAAAAUUAAUUUUUCAAAAAUGGUCGAUAUUGGUGGUUAUGUGAUAGUGCUCGUCGAACGUGACGAUAAAAUCAAAUUAUUUGGCUCACCAGCCGAACGUAAAGAUUGUGAUGAAAUACUUGAAGUAAAUGGCAAUAAUUUAGACAAUAUGUCUCAUAAACAAAUCAUUGAUUACAUACAUCAGUGCAUCAAAUCUCGUACCAUAUGUCUACGAGUUAAACGUCGUAAUACGGAUAAAUUGGAACUUGAUUCCUCACCGAUUGAUGCAUUCAUCAUUGGUAAUCGUGCCCGUGAACAUUUCGAUAAGAUUGUUAAUAAUAAUAACAUUGAUAAUGAUGAUGAUGGUGAUUGGCCAAAUAAUAAUAAUAAGAAUAAUAUUGAAAAUAAACCAAAUAAAUCAACAUCAUCAUCAUCAUCAACACCAAAUAAAAAUCGUAAAACACCCACCAAAGUGAUCAAACCGCGUGACAUUGCCGAGCUAUCUAAAUUGUUAAACGAAGAAGACAAUCGUCCACAGCAGCACCAACAAGUUGAAAUCAAACAUCAACAACCGUCAUCAGUCAUACAAUCUUUCAAACAACAUAAAUCCUUAUCACCAACAUCAUCUAAUCAAUCAUCAUCGAAUCGUGAUUCCACACAAAAUUCUACAUCGAACAAUUCUUCCGAUUUUAUAGUGAUUACAACGACAUCAUCAUCCUCAGUUAUAGCAAAUACACAACGACAGCAAAAAGUCAUUGCUACAUCCACUGAUGUGAAUCCAUCAUCAUCAUUUAAAUACGCUAAACUUACAUCCGAAAGUGGCUAUUCUAUUUCAUCAGUUUGUUUAAACGCCGAAACUUCUGAUGAUAAAACGAUCAUUGUCGAACAAGAACAAAAACAGCAACCAGAAUCAAACAAAAUGGAAUUAGUUGAAUUGAAUCAGCAACAUCAAUCAUUUCAAAUACAUCGAGAAUUACCAGUCGAUGUACCAGAUUCAUUUGUAGGUGUGGUCAAACAAACACCACGUUAUCCACCACCCCAACCUCCGCAAAGAUUCACGUCGACAUCAUCUUCAUCCGGUCCGGCAAAUGCACACUCUGUAACGACGACUACAGAUCAGCGUUUAAAUUUAACGGAUAAAUAUCGGAAAUAUUCCGAUGAAUUUAAUAGGAAAAAAGAAGAGGAAGAAUUUCUUCGUUCGAGCUUACGAUCAAGUACAAAGUUACAACAACUGAAAGAACAAAAUAAUAAUGGUCAUCAUAUGAUUGAACCAAUGGUGAAUAUUGCAUUCGAACCAGAUGAUGAUCAACAACAGCAACAACUUAUGGUAUCCUAUUCAAAUAAUGGUUAUGGUUCAUUUGCUACAACACAACAGCCACCGUCUUCUAAUAUUCGGAUGGAACGAGAAUCCGAUAAAGUGCUUCCAUUACCGUAUCUGGAAAUGAUUGUGGAAAACAUACGACAAUCAUUGAACGCUGAUCUUAAAGAGCUAAUACAGGAAAGUAAACUGAAAAAUUUGGUUUCCAUUUAUUCGGUAUUGAUGCAACAUCAACAUUCAAAAAUGAAUUCCUAUCUUGAUUCGCAGCAAUCACUUCGGCCACCGAGCUAUAAUUCAAUCACAAGACCAAUGAAUCAUCCCCCAUCGCAGUCAUUGCAUCAUAUACAUCAUCAUCAACCGGAAAUAUUGAAUCUUCAAUCACCACCACAACCUGUUCAUGGCUAUAGCCAUCAUCCAUCAAAUGUGUUGCCAUUUGGCGGAAACAAUUGUAACAAUGAUGCCAUAGCUAGUGACUCAUUGCAGGAAACUAUCAAUACAUUGCAACAAAAUCUGAUACACCCGGAUGCUGCCGAGUUACUUGAAAUAUUGACUAGAUUUGAAUUAGAAACACUUUGCUAUGCUUAUGAUCGUGUAUUGGCUGAAAGCCAAAAGAACAUGUUAGCAUUGUUGCCGGAUGAAAUUCAUGAGGAUAAAGUACACGAAAUCGAAAUGCUCGACACUCUGCAUUCUGGAGUGAAAGUUGUACAAAUUGAAAAAACAUCAUGUGAACCGCUUGGUGCUACCGUUCGCAAUGAACCGGAUGGUUCGGUUAUCAUUGGUCGAAUUAUCAAAGGUGGUGCUGCACAUAAAUCAGGCAUGCUACAUGAAGGUGAUGAAAUUCUUGAAGUGAAUGGCAUCGAAAUGAAAGGUCGUAAUGUCAAUCAAGUUUGCGAUCUGCUUUCCGAAAUGACUGGUACAUUAACUUUUGUGAUAGCCAUACGUGAUAGUUUGAUGCGUGUUAAUCCUCAUUUAAUGGGUGCAACUGUGGCAGCCGCUAAUAAUCAAGUAUUGCAUUUACGUGCUUUAUUCGAUUAUGAUCCAGAUGAAGACUUGUAUAUACCAUGUCGAGAAUUGGGCAUUUGUUUUAACAAAGGUGACAUUUUACAUGUCAUCGAUCAAUCGGAUAUUAAUUGGUGGCAAGCAUAUCGUGAAGGUGAUGAACAUGAUCAAUCAUUGGCCGGUUUAAUUCCUUCCAUACAAUUCCAAAUUCAGCGUGAAGCAAUGAAACAAUCCAUCCUAAAUGACUCAACUGUGAAUACAUCGAAUCGAAAAUCUCGAUUUGCUAAUGGAAAACCUAAAUCACCAUCAUUGCUUUUCAAUUGUGGAAAACGUUCUUUGGAGAGAAAAAAGAAGAAAAAUUCCAAACAGAGAUUGAUAUUAACACAUGAAGAAAUAUUAACAUAUGAAGAAGUAUGCUACUAUCACCCACGGCCAAAUUUUAAGCGUCCCAUUGUUCUUAUUGGACCGGCCAAUAUUGGUCGUCAUGAAUUAAGGCAAAGAUUAAUGCAAGAUACCGAUCGAUUUGCUGCAGCUGUUCCUCAUACAUCACGGCCACGAAAAGAUGGCGAAUUCGAUGGAAUCGAUUAUCAUUUUAUUUCAAGACAAAUGUUUGAGCAUGACAUUAAAGAAAGUCGAUUUGUUGAACAUGGUGAAUAUGAGAAAAAUUAUUAUGGCACAUCUUUUGCUGCGAUCGAAGCGGUAGUUCAUUCGGGUAAAAUUUGUGUUCUCAAUCUUCAUGUUCAUUCUAUCCCAUUACUUCGUCAAGGUCAAGCUGGUGCAAAAUUGAAACCAUUCUUUGUGUUUGUAGCUCCACCUACACAACCAGAAAACUUACAUCGGUUAUUGGCAUUAAAAAAUACAAGCGAAGGCAGCACAUUUACCGUGGCAGAUUAUCAAUCUAUCAUUGAUGAAGCGACCGAAAUCGAAAUAAAAUUUGGCCAUUUUUUUGAUAUGGUCCUACAGAUGACCGAUAUCGAGAGUGCCUAUCAAGAAUUAUUAACCGAAAUCAAUGCAUUAGAUCAUGAGCCACAAUGGAUACCAAGUCAAUGGGUAAAAUGAAAAUGUACUGGAUUCUGGUUUGCUGUUUUUUUAUUUAUUUCUGUUCAAUCGUUAAUUCAUAUAUGACCAAAUCCAAUCAUAUGUUAAUCAUCUUUCUUUCUCUCUCUCUUUUUUGUUGUUGUUGAUCUCUCCCUAUAUAUAUAAAUAUAUUCGCUCCAUAUCGAGCAUUUGCCAUUUCAUAUAAUACCAUUUUAUUUAAAUUAUACUGUAAUCAGAUUCAAAUCUUCCAAAUCGUCCUAUACUUUACAACAUAUAUUAAUCUGCAUUUCUCAUACGAUGCUAUUCCAUUUUUUUUCGAUGGGAAUUUUUUAGCCACUUUUCCUUAUUCAUCGAUGUAAAUAUGUUAACGAAA
This is a messenger RNA of Dermatophagoides farinae (American house dust mite), 3731 nucleotides long. NCBI's taxonomy places the organism in Eukaryota, Metazoa, Arthropoda, Arachnida, Sarcoptiformes, Pyroglyphidae. The record is from RefSeq and is a predicted model, not a curated record.